ACGGGUUUAGGGUUUUUACUUGUAUAGCGACGCAGUAGUAUACAAAAUAGCUUACAGAUCAUUUUAUUUGUAAGACGACCUAAUACAUAAACGGGUUUAGGGUUCCGGCUUGUGUUCAGGCCUGAGAGGCGUCCACACUGCUCCUUUCAUUCUAGUCGUAUAACACGCCCAACGAUUAAAUCCUAAAAGAGUUUAAAAAAUGCUAUCUAGCUUUUGAAUUUACUAUGCGUAUAGCUAUGUAAAACGUGAUUAGCUAGGUGGUUAAAUAGCUAUGAGGAACGACCGCUCCGGAUGUGUCUCCUAACGCUGAACCCUGUGCGACGUCGACGGAUGUGGACCGUGGAGAUUGAGGCGCGAAGUGUCUGUGAUGUAACGAAUUGGUAAUAGUUGUGCAAAGAAAAACUGCUGAGAAAUUGAGAUGUGUUGUGUGUGUGUAGCAACCAAUACAAAAACAAAGAUAUUUGCAGCAUAAGAAAUACAAAGUCACAAAGUAGGCUUCGAGAUCGAGAAACAAAACGAAUUUUAUCGACUUAGCUCCUUCGCGAAAGGUGGAAACUGUGUUCAACGCACUGGAAAUAAAGAAUACCAUUUGUGGGCUUGAUAAACGUCUUUUCCUUUUGAUUGUUGUUGGGCUGGAUCUGAAAAAUGCCGCGUUGAUGUUCGUCUUCAGAGUUUUCAUUUUCCUCGUCGUCUUGCACUGUUUCACUUUUCAAUCAAAGCAAAACCGUAGGGAAAUCUGAUAAUCUCUUUUUGCGUUCCAAUUGCGGAAUCCAAAAACUUCAAAAUGCCGCCGAAGAAGAUCAACAUUGGGACCGGCGCGGUUUGAUGAAUGACGCAAACCAGACAGCUGCCGGAUUUCUUAAAGUUUAAAAUUUUUUUUUCAAUGUUUGUUGAACACCAGAAGCAACCGAUCCUGCAUAGUCACGUCGCUGCUGUGUCGCAGCAGCUUGUGUUCUAGUUAGUUUAAGCACUUCCUUGGUGUGCAUCGCGGUGACAUGAAUAAAGCCACCCACGCACUUUACGGAAGGCGUUCUGUCUGUCCGCAACACGAACUCGCUUAGACGAUAGUCGGCGGCUCCUGUUCGGCUGCUUCUCCUGCCGUGUGUUCGCUGCUGGUUUGUGAAGCAUUAUUCAUAUGCAAACGACAUGCUUGUGAUCAUUAGCGCCAUACUGACACACUACAUGCAUAUCUGAGAAGUUAAAGGGCUAAAAGCUUCACAGUGCAGAUCCGGUGAGAUUUUACCUCCGCCUCAAUGUAGGAUCUAAAUGCGUAUUUAAAGUCUUUUUUUCACGAAGAUCAAAUUCUCAUGAGCUACUGCCUUCGAUCUUCCCAAGCAUGCAAACCACUGCACUGUGAAGCUUCAGCCCGAUAUGUCAGUGCUCGCAAGCAACAUGAGAGAUUUUUUUUUGAUAGAAGCGGUUCUUUAUCAAGUGCAAUGCAAAUGCAAUGCACGACCACCAUCCGUGGACCGCUGGGUUCUCCGCGCUUCCAUUUUUCCAUCCGGCGGCGUUUUCGCAUCUGUUCCUCUUUUUCCUUUCGUCCUUGUUCGCCGCCGGUCCGCUGCAUCCGCUGCUGCCAGGAUAUGCAGAACAAAAGCGCUAUGGCCAUCAUCAACUCGCAGUCGCGCGCGAUCAUGCUUCUGUGCAAAAAUGGCGAUCACGUGCUGCAUCGUCAAAACGAUUGUCGACUUGACGUCGUGUCGCAAAAAAAAGAUUGCAUUGAAUCCGGAACAUGCGAAGCGGGGUUUUUUUGAAAUCGAUGUGGUACAUACAAAACGCGACAUAGAUACAAGGCAAUCGCUUUUUUUGCCUGAGUUGAAGAAGUAUUCCACGAUGGGACUUUGGCAUGACCUUCACCACCGCUUAUUGAUUUGGCCAUAGCUCUUUUUUUUGGAUAUUCGCGGCGUCCCAUGCGAUUUCCAUCAGGUUUGAUCGAAUCAAACAACCGCUGUCCGCUCCUUCGACGCGCUGGCUCCAAUGCCCGUAGUCCAAAUUUCCGCUUCCGCCGCAGCUUCUCCUUUCUGCUUUCCGUGUCCACCGUCCGCUCCGUCACGCGCAGCUGCUCCUCUCGCCGGCGCAGCUGGUCGUCCACUCGUCCUCCGUCGCAGCUGCUCCUCCACCCGCACUCGCGGGAAAGCCCGCACUCGCAGUGCCACCCGCACUCGCAGCUGCUCCUCGAUUCGCGCCAGCAGCUGCUGCCGUAUCCACCUUCCACUGAGCAACGCAGCAGCUCCUCCACCCGUCCACGGCGUCACUCGCAGCUGCCGUGACCACCGUCAGCUGCGUCACGCGCAGUGGUGGCUCGUCCACCCAUCGCAGCUGGUGGUCCACCCGUUCUCCAUCGCAGCUGCCUUUCCACUCGCGCUCGCAGCUGCUCCUCCACCCGCACUCGCAGCUGCUCGUCCGUAUCUGCAGAGUCCACCGUCGGGUGCAUCGAUGGCACCCGGCAUCCACGCUGCCUCCACCCGGCAUUGGACGAUUGCGCGUUCACGGCAUCGGACGGCGGUAAGACGGCUUCAACCGUCCACGCUGCCUCCACCCGCACCCGCUCCCAAGUAGCAACUGCCGUCGAACCACAACUCCAAGUGGCCCAGAGCAGCAGUCGAACCGCGGCUCCAAGUAGCUGCCGCGCGAGACAGCGCAGCAGAAUCUCUCACGCAUUCACCACCUGCGGAAGAGGUGGUGUUGUAACUAGUAUGAACUUAAGCUAAUGCUUUCUCAUCAAGUGCGGUCUUUGUUAUGAAUCAAUAAACAUACUCACCGAGUAAUUCCCUCUUUCUCAUGUGUCGCUGGUGUUGUAAGUGAAGUAACAUUUUUCACAAUAUCAAUUGCCACAAACCGAAAGACAUAAUACGACACUCUUUUGCAUUUGUAAUCAAUAACAGCGCCGCGAUUGUUACAUUUGCAUUCUUCACAUGUGAGAAAGAGAAAGGUGAUCAAUUCGAUAUUGCAUUUGUGGAAAGAACAUCGAGGCUUGCAUUUUGAAAAAGCUGUUGCGGUGCACGUUCUUUUUUUAUUUUCACUUUUACUCUGUGGUCUCAAAAAGAAGGAUUUGUACAGGUCCUUUACUUUCAUCGACAAAUAAAUUGCUUGUUUUCGAAUAGUCGCAUAAUCUGGUGGGUUUCUCGAAACAGAAACUUUUGUAUAGACGGCUAACAGAUACACCCUCGCGUCUUUUGGGAAAACCCACGCAGAUUUAUUUUCUCGAAUGAUGCGACCUCGAAAUUAUGCUCCAGGUGCACUAUCUUUGCAUCGCUGCGCGGAGAACGCAAAUCCUAUUUGCCCUUUUACAGAGCAUACGUUCAAGAGAGAGUGCUUUUCUGCCAGCUCUCUACAUGAACAAAAAGUAAAAACUACUGUACAGCACUUACUUCGUGAUCACUAGACGUUACUAAUAAAACACUAAUAAAUGUAGCGCAAUAGCCUUCGCUUUUUUACAAAGCCGAUUAGUCAUCGGCCAACAGGUCAUCCUCCUCGUCUUCGAUGCCGUUGCUGGCCUCAUUGUUGUUCACAUUGUCGUUGUUGGCAUCCUCGAUCGGCUGCGGCGCGGCAUUCGCGGCGUCCAAGUCAUCGUCCAAGUCCAUAGACACCCUGCGCCUCUGCACGUACAUGUCCGGUCGCAUCUGCAGCGGCAUGGCCUGAUCCCCGUCGGCGGGAUUGCCAUUCGGCCAUUUCCUGGUAAUCUGGCGGUACAGACUGUUACGACCUUCCCCACACGCUAAUUCCCAGACUUCAUCCGAGUUUUCGAACGCCAAGCUGGCAGCAUCAAAGUCGCCUGAUAGUUGUUUUUGUGUAGUGAAGAACAUAUCUGCAUGUCUGUGAUGAAGUUUUCUUGCAUGAAGUGCAACUAGGCAUGAAGAUUCGCGUUUGGGUUUUUCAUACUGUUCUUUCUUCACUUCCUCUCCCUCUUCACAACUCUUUCUCGCAACCGAUCUAGAAAACAAAAAGCAAAAUCAUACUUCCGAUAAUCGCCGUGGUGAUCGCGGCCUGCGCCGGCAACAGGGUGUACACGCGGAACGCGGACAUCAUCUCCUGGAAGGCGAUCUCGACCUCGUUGUAGGACAAAAGCACUUUGUUCCGGCACACGGCGAUAUGGAAGUGAAAGCAUUGUUUCCAUCACACUACUUCGUCUCUUUGUCACGCUUUUUCACUUCAAGAUCAGCAUUGUUUCCAGCUAACAUUGAAUCAACAUGCGAGACUCGAACUUGUGCCAGUGUUGUUUUUACAUGACAUUGUUAUGCAUAGAACCGAAGACGAUAGCGUGAUGGAAACAUCGAAUUGCACUACAUAGUCCAAGUGGGCAGCGACCUGCCGGGCCUUCUGCUCGCCCGUCUCGAGGUUGAUCUGGUACUCGGAGUGGACGAUGUUGCAGGCGAGGAUCAACGGACGAAACUGGUUGCGGACGGACAAGUUGUUGUACUCGGCCAACGCAGCGUGGACCUCGUCGCGGAGGGCCACGUUGUGGCUCCCGCCGGCAUCCUGCGUCUGUUCGAACAUCAUCUUCAUCUUCGACAAAAUGCUCAGCAUCCGCUUCACGUCCAUGACAAUCCGUUCUUCAUCUAGCUUGAGGAUCAUGGAGCGCACCUCCCCGACCAGAUCGAUGGUGAUCCGGGCGGGUAACUUGGCAAAGGCCUCCAGGUCGUUCUCAUGGAUGGACUGACGCAGGCGAUCCAAGCUGGAGAUGCAGGGGUGCGGCAUGUCGUCCAGGGAUCCGACGGUGUCGAUCAAGUUCUGCAUGAAGUCGCGCAUGUCAUCACGACGCUGUAGUGAUGAUGGUAUUAAUUUAAUUUCAGACUUUUCUUUCCACUACAUGCUAUGCACAUCAAACCGAAGUAAACCGAAAGCCGAAAUAUGACGUUGUGCCACGUGAUGUUGUAUUUUUUACGUUAAUGUGUGAAACUGAACCGACUCAACACUGAUGUACAAAACAGAUACGUACCAGCUGAAACAGUGUCACUUCGACCAUCCCGUGGACCUUGUUGCACACCUUCCAGAUGAAGAGUUCACCGCACUCAUGGGCAUCCAGCAGCUUGAACACGUGCGCGCUGUCGAUCGACAUGAGCAUCGGGUCGUUCAUGUGGUUCACCACCUUGACCAAGCCCUCCUCCAACAUUUCCACCGUCGCAGCGGUAUUCACAAUCUGUACGUAAUUUCAAAUGCAAGUAGAGGGAUUUUCUUUCAUGAAAGCCUCAUUGUGUCAUGCGAAAGUGAUUGCUUAUGCAAGUUCAGAGCGGUGCUAUGUAUGACAUACCGUUUCGAGUUUCAUCCAAGAUUUAUGUUGGGGCGUUUCGGUCUGGUUGAGGGCGAUGACGUCACGCAUCUUCAAUUGGAGCUUCUGGACCUUCUUCUCGCGGCAGGCGCGGAUCACCAGCUUCAAGUUGGCCUUCAAGUCGGGCAUGUGCGUGGUAGGUCCGAUGAAGAAACGACCGCGGUUCUCGGCCCUGGUAUUAGUAUUUUUUUCAAUAUUACAUGAGUCCAAGAUAGAAAGCGCAAUAGUUGCGUCAUCGAUGAAAAACACAUGUAUCACUACUAGACUUGAUGCUCACACGAAGUACAAAAAUACCACUCUGCCACUCCCUGCAGCGUACGGAUCUUGGUGCUCACAUUGGACCUCGCCGCGUUCACGAUACCCUGGUCGAGACAAUCGAUGGCUCCGACUUCGCACCAGGCCAACCAGUUGUCGCUGCAGAAUUCAGCGCACCAAUCGAACACGUACAAGGCGGACAAGGCGGUGGACUCGUCGCUGAGACUCAACGCGCGGCUCGUCAGGUGUUCCUGAAAGAAGUUUUUAUGCAAUUUCAACAUGAUCUUGCUUUUCUGAUCACACAAAAUCCCUUUCUUGACGUGCUGCUAGGAAAUUGGCACAAAGUUCUUAUUUGUCAUGCAGUGUCGUAGGUACCUUGGCGACAAAGCCAGUUUUUUGAAUCUACACAAGACAAGAUGCAAGUGAACAUGUUGAAAUAUUUUAGUACCAGGAGCGCCUGCGCGGAUUCAUCAGCGGUGCCUCUCAAAACGGUCUUGUCGGAGUCGCGGAACGUCGCGCGGUUAUGGUGAUGCAAGGUGGGAAUUCCUGUUUUGUAUGUUGAGGCCUAGUUGUCAAGUGUUCCUGAGCUGCUUUGUCAUGCGUCGCGACAUCAAAAUAGUUGAUGCGCAGAUGAUUCAAGAUGACUCUUUCUAGAAUUGCAAGUUUGUCAUGCAGAACUAGACACAAAGUGCACGAAUACAUCACAGAAUUCCCACAAUUUACUAUCAUACAAAAUACGAUCAAAACGGGUCAGCAGCAAAACUUCACGAAUAAAUGUCGGCACCCGUUUGAUUGCUUUCGCAAUCAGUCGCUCAUGACUCAAAGGAAGUCUCUGAAUUUCUGCCUGGGACUUACGUCCCAGGGCCGCGAUUCUCGCGUUAAUUUUUGUACGCGUAUAAUUCUGAUCACGCACAAGUUGCUUCAAAGCUUCGAAAAUCGACGCCGAAUUCUGUGAUGUUUUUUUUUUUUGAAUUUGAAACUGAAGUAGCAUUGCAUCUGUUUCUCAUUUUGCAUGAUGAAGACAUUCAUUAUACCGGUUCAUCAGGAACUCUGGUUUUCAAAAGCAUCGCAUCUUUUCCAUCUAAGUAUCUAACAAAACGAAAGCCCAUCUUUACUGUCAUGCGCGUCGACUCUGCGACGGCCUGAGCCACCUGCUCAGUAUCAUGUCGUGUAAGGCGCGGUGGCAUGAGUGGCUCAGAUUCCUCAGAACUAGACUCACGAUCAAGAAUACUCUCUGCUGCUAAAGCCUCACCAGCCCACAGUGUAGCGUUCAGAAGUCCCAAAGUGUGAUAAGUGCUAGAGCGCUCUGAUGUAGGAGUACUGCGAAGGCUGGAUUGGCUGUUCAUAAUAAUCGGCUACGGUUUUUUAUUGAAAAGGACGUUCAAAGAAUUCAAAUCAGCAGCUACCUCGCUCUGAAAAAAAAGAGAAAGAAAGAACCGACUCUGUGUGUGCAGCGAUAUCAAUUCGCUGAGAAACAAAGAAGCACUUCUACUAUAUUUCAAAUCUGUAGUACGAAACUGGAUCUGUGAUCACUUUUCAGUCAUCAUGUGCGUAAAAUACACUUCAGGUGCUGAAACUUCUAUUCAUCAAGACCUUCGACGCGAACACGGUGCAGAAGAUGUGAAAACGAGCUCAAGCACGCUGGCAAAUAGGUACUACUACUUUCUUUUCUGGUUUUGUACUGUAAAUAUGACGCGCAACUGAUGCGAAGUAUGCAGCAAAGUUAUACACUGAAACUGUACAAGAUUUUCGCGUGCUUUUUUGUUACUUUUCCACUAUGUUUGCUAUGCUGUGUUCAUCUAUCCCUUUUCCAAGCUUCAACUCAAUGCUUUCCCAUGCCAUGCAAGAUGUGUUACUUUUCUUCAUGUAUUCUAUUACUAUUUCUUCACUUUCAUGUACUACAUCGCGUCGCUUUUAUACCUCUGUUAGUGGACGUCUACUACUGCGAAGCCUACUACUGUAAAGCGUGCUUCUACUAUUUGUUAUUCUAUCCUACAUUCUAUCAGGUACUAUUGGAGGAGUCGAUCGAGAAGGUGACGAAGAUCGUGCAGCCCACCAAGUAGACACCAUGGUCGUGCAGGUCGACGCGGACGUGGCCAUGGAGUUCAUCGCGGUCUUCGGUAUGCAUCUGCAGGAUCUCCUUGGCAAUACAAACUCAGGAACGCUGCAUUACAAAUCCAGAAGGUCGCCUUCUUGAAGUACAAAGCUGCCAGCAUGACAAGCUCAUGAACGCAUCAGAUCCAGGCUGCUCUACAUGGCGGAGGUCAUGCCAAGUCGAUCCUGGUCACCUUCUCGUCGAUUCCGGCUACAGAUGAUUGAAGUUGGGAACGUGAAAAUCUAGAUUUUACAAGAAGAAAGCUGUUCAUUUUAUUAAGAAUACUUCAACUAGAACGACUCGCGAAAACUUAAGAAGGAGAGCAAGACUUUGAGUAGAAUUAUUGAGGCAAUUAUUAUCUCACUAUUUUCAAAAACAUAUGUCCAUUAUUUUGUACGUUCCACGAUGCUACGAUCACGGUUAUAGAGGUCUCAUUAUUUUCUCGAAUGGACAAAAUAAUUUAUGUUUUUCUACAUAAGAUUUUCUUAAUAUUUUCUUAAUAUUUUGACUACCAAAUGAUCACGCUUUCUACAGAAGAGUCUUAAAAGAGAGAAAGUGAGUGCUUAUUUUCUGAAGCUGCCGGCUGCUGCUGGAGAACGAGUUGCGUUCCCCCCUGGUCCUUCCAAAUCGUUGUGUUCUUGUCGUCGAUCCGCCCGUUACGCGGUGCCCAUUUUCCGCAACAGGUUCUCUGCGGAUUCCGGCUCUGGUUCUUCCGCAAUAGCAGGCAGCUUUCCGCUCUUCUUCUUUCGCUUCUUCUUCUCCAGCAGCACGGGCAACUCAUCACCAUCCAACGCGUCCUCCGCUGCCGGAAAAUCGUGGUAAUGCGGCGCGACAAACGCAGGGUCCAAGCACUUCAAUUCACCGUCGCCGAUUGUCGCUUCAGCUUCGAUCUCCACCCACUUCUUCCCGUUCACGGUUACCACCUGCUUCGCGUACUCCAGAAUCUCGCUCAUCGCCUCGUCGUACUGCAGCUUCAGCGCAUCCACGUGGUGUUGGCCAGGAAAAGCGGUGGGAUCUUUGUUGUGGAGGACGGCUCGUGGUGCUAUGAAGCGCGCACGGCAACUCCACACGUUUAGCAUCAACUCGGUGAAGAAGUGGCCGCUGUGCUCGCCAUGCCGCAUGUACUUCACGGCGUUUUUCGUUGCCCCGGUCUUCAUAUUCAAGCACCGCGACGAAUAGCAGUCCGCGAUCUGCUUUUUCAUCGUUCCGUGGAUGCAUUCCACCUUGAAACGCAAGCUGUCCUUGGCUUUCCCGCGGUUGUCGGACUUGCUGGUAUUUUCGCUGACCUUGAAGCCGGAAAUUCGCAGCGGAUGCAUCCGGGAUGCGACGAUCUUCUUCUGCCAAGCGAACUCCUUGCACUCCCGUCCAUCGAUCUGCACAGUCGCCUUCUGCGACACUUGGGAAUCCAGAGACGUCUGCUGCGUUUGGGUAUCCUUCUGCUUGCUCUGCGAAGAGAGCUCCGGAAUAAGGUCGUCAGCAGCCAACGCGGCAUCUUCAUCCACUUCGCGGCGCAGCCGCACCACGACGCUCUGCUUCUCCUUCACCACGUAGAUUUUGUCCUGUACUUGCGGGUCAGCAGCUUAUCCACGCUGCAAACGUAACCAAGCACCCGGUCUGUUCGGAGAAACGUCACAUAUGCAUGUUUUUUGCAUGGCAAAGUGCUUGUAUUUCAGUCGCAGCUUCGGCUGCGGAGCAGUGCUUUUUUAUCCACAGCACCAACCGCAACACCAGUCGCUCGCUCUGGUCGUAUUUCUCCAGCAACCGACCACGAAGCUGCUUGGUUACGUUUCCACCGAUACAAUACGCAGUGCCACCGGCCGCAUCGUCCGCUGAACGUUAUCAUUGAGAGCGUAUCUCUCCAUCAAUGACAUCUGCUUGAUCGCGUCCUCGGAGAUGGUCUUGUCGGGUUGCGGCUUCACUUUCACCGUCUUAUCCAGGUUAAUCGUGACCUGCUCUCCGCGACACACGCACGGAAGCGUCAUCUUUGCGUCCGGUAGUAGCUUCAUCGUGAAGAAGCUGUGCGCCUCCCCAAGGUCGUAAUCCACGUCGCAGUCGGAGUAAACCAUCACGCAGGUUGGCGCGAAUUUCUCGUCAAAAACGCCCUGCACUUCGUCUUUUCCAGCAGGCAGCUUCUGCAGCUGUAUCGCCUUGAAAUGCGCCGGACCGCACAUGAUCUCCAGGAUCAUGAAGUCGUGCAGUUCGUUCGUCUCCUUGUGCCGCAGCUUCGUGAUCAAGACGUUUGUCAGCAGCUUUUUCAAGUCGGAAGCCAACUUUUCCACCGCGGCAGCAACCUUCAAAUCUCCGUCGAUGAUCUCCGCUUCUGGUUCCGGCUCCGGCAGGUUAUCUUCCAAGCUUUCGUCGUCCUGCAGGUGGUGCAGCUGCAAUUGCUCCACAUAUGAAGAAGGUAUCACAGAAAAAGCAUGCUUUUUCUUGCAAAAAAGAACUUGUCAUGCGCAAGUGUUGCAUUGCAAAUUGUGGGUCAAGCGAAACAAGCUCGCAUUCUUUUUGAAAAGCUAGUAGUUCUUCACUGUGAUACCAUUCUUCGUUUCUUUUGUAUCCGUGCUGCACUUCUCUUUCAGCGUCUUGUUCUUCGCCCGCACGUACUUAUCCAAUAUCGCCGCGACCAGUGGCACCUUCCGCGCUUUGACGCGUAUUUCCGGCGGAGAUUCGUUCUGCAGUGGCUGCAGGACCCGGGAGGUGGAGAUUGGCAACAGCUUCCGGUAAUCGUUCUUGUCAGUGACAAACUCACUACACACUGCGUCUUCCACCGCGAGGUAGUAACCACGCUCCGCCAGCGCCACCGGCUCCGCGCGAUCCGGCCACUCAUCCUCGCUUUCGCUUUCCGACUCGAACUUGGGUCCUGCUUUGACUUCUUUUUUGUUCUGCAGCUGCGCCAUCGCUUCGUACUUCGUCUGCUCCGCAGCACUGCCCCAACUGUUCAGCAGGUGCGUUGUCUUCAGCGAUCCAUGCUUUCCUUCCUGCUUUUCCACCGUCUUGUACUGGUGACUCCGUUUCAUGUCGAUUGCGCGCGGAACGUGGUAGGUGCGCUUCUUCGCCGCAGGUGCGCGGGCCUGCGUGUCAUCGUCUGCGGGUGUGGUGUCGAACCGCUUUGCUUCGUCCACAGCAGAAUCCCUGCAAUUCUGCCAGUCCGUCCUGUUGCAGGCCGUGUCGGCCCCUGGUGUGCUUUUCAAACCGUGGCGGACUUCCCGCGAUACCCGCUUGUACCGGCCGAUUUUCCUCUCCACGUUCUUCGUCAGCCGGUUCCGCCGGUACAAAUAGCAGCACGCCGAAUGCAGACGACUCUUCCGCUGCUUCGGCGGCUGCGCCUUGUACCACGCCGCGAGGCUUUCCAGUGCCAUCGUUCCCGGAUCCCCCUGCUCGUAGUUUCCGUCCUGCCAGUUUUCCAAUUCUUCGAUGCACUUGGAGCGGUCUUUGAACAUGUACUUGACGAGCCAGGAGUCGUGUUUGUUGGUUGAAAACUCGCGGUACCGCAUUGAUGUAAUCGAGAAGUACAAUCCCAACUGCGCCGCAACGCGGUGAAAGUCGAUCUGUAAAGAAUUUGUCAUGCAUUUGAUGAUGAUGUUGGAAAUUUGUCAUGCGAAAACAGGUUUGCAUUAGUCAAGCAAUCUUCAACGUCGAUACCAAGGCCUCCUGCGCUGCGGAAAAUUGCACGUCCGGCUGCCCGACCCGGCAAAACAAGAACUUCAUGUCAGACAAAACUGCCUCCCGGUUCCCGAGGUAUUUUACUGCGUCGUUUACCUCCUGCAAAAACGUCCGCCACAGUUUCUGCGAUUCGUCUCGGUCGCUCGACUUCAAAAGUUCGCGGCAGUAGUUGUCCGACGGGUUCAGGAUAAUCAUCGCCAUCCAGAUGCUAAUGUUGUAGAUGAACUGCAUAUCUGGGUCGUGUUUUCAGAUUUGGAAAUUUGUAAUGCAUUCUGGAAGCGACGACUCUGUAAUGCAUGUGGUUGCUUUAGCAUGACAUUUGCAUUGCAAAAUCUAGAACGAAGAGCCACGCGUGCUCUUUCUGCGUCAUAUCUUGAAUCACAACAAAAUAUCAAAAAAAAAAACUUGUGCUUCCGCUCAUGUUAAGCUGGAAUUCGUGGGACAAGUAUUGUUCAUCUCCGAGCUUUAUCGUCGACCCCAGCCCGAUGAGAAUCAGCGGCAAACAAAAUGCACACAUCGCCGCGUACUGUGCCAGUGCGAUGGACACAGUUAGCCAUCUGGUCCAGACGGGCAAUCUGGUUCCUUUGUACAAUUUAUGUACCGCCUGCGUAGCCUGUUCCCGUGCGGCGUGGGGCACCAUCAGGUUGGUGCGUUUUACGUUGCAUUUCAAGAAGAAUUCUUUCUUCUUGAUUGGAAUCGGGAUCCGGUUUACGAAGUCGACGAACUCCGGCUGCGGUGCUGGGUUGAAGGUUUCGCUAGACGCCUGCGAGAUGUGCACUUUCAUCUCUGCCAGCUUUGCAUGCGCCCGAUCCUGCAUCAGCUUGAUGCUCAUCCCCUGUAAGAAAUAAAUAAUAAAUUUAUUUUGCAUACUAUCCACAUCUUCACAGCAUCACCCUUUGCAUGACAAAAAUUCUCAUACCUGCAGAUACACCCUCCGUUGCCAUCGCGUUUUGUCGAGUCCACACAGUCCCAGAUACAGCUCGACACUGCUGCGGCCGGUGAUGGCGACUUGGUGCGCGAGGCACCGAGUCGGCCACAGGAUCACGUUGCUCCGCAGCCAGGAGUUGGACAGGAAUACGGCGCCCACAUAAAACAAACUGUUGAUUGUGGAUCCGCCACUAUCAGUCGAGGGACUAAAAAUUUUGACGGUCGCCGGGUGUAGAUUUUUAUACCACUCCUCCGGUCGGAUGUAGCUGAGCAGCUGCUCAGCCACCUCCCACGCUUCACUGAAGCCCCGAAAACAGGAUGCGUUCUUCUCGCCCAGCUUGGCACGGUCAAAAAAAAUAUCACAACCAAACUCGAUGCUUGAUGUGACUCGAAAGAUUAGUGCUUCUGCAUCACAAGUUCUGCAUUACAGAUCAGCUGCGAGGCAGCUGGUAUUUAUUAUCGUCAGGUGAUGUUGACUAUCAUCUGCGGACGUUUUGAGAUUUGUCAUGCAAAUAGAAUGAAAAUGAUCACACCAAUCAGCAUCGAGUUUUUUCAUUUGGAUACUUGCUGCUAUUCGGGUACAAUACUGCAUGUGCCGGAAUGCACACGGUGCCGAUACUGUCGUGCCCCCCGAUGAUGAAGUACACCGUGCAAAACAUGAACAUGAUGUGCGCAAAUAUUCGCAGCCUGCCCACUGUCGACCCGGACCAGAAUAGUUGUUGGGUCGUCGAUCCGUCCAUUUCGCAUUUUACAUCGACGACCUCGUACUUGAUGUCGUUGAAGUACGUCGAUGAUGUGCUUUUCGCGUUUCGGCACAGCAAACUACUCAACCUCCACGCGGCGCGAGCAGGCACUUCUCCUAACCCGUAGAAGAAGUCGAGCGCCGGAUUGUUUUCUCGCGGCACAGGAGGUGGAGCAGGUACUUCCUCUGCUACCACCAGGUCCGUCUCCGCAGGUUUCCGCUUAUUCUGCUUUUUCAUCUUGUAAAACCUGCGGGGAUACUACGACGCAGAUGUUAGAUCAACAAACCGCGGCGGUAUGUUGAUGUUACAACCAGGGGGGAAGCUGCUAGUAUUUUAGAAAAUAUUGUGCUUCGCAUCUUCUCCUGCGUUGCGUCUCGACUUCUUCUUCCAUUGUCCAUCCGCUCCUUCGCUCUUGUACUGCUUUAUCUGCUCGAAACCUACACGAAAAACACUCUCAUCUUCCCCGUUAGUAUUAUCGCACGAAGUGCGUUGAAAAACGUACUCAUUCCCUCGCAGAAGUGACUUUCCGCUCUUCUUCCUGCAAAUGCAACAAAUGCGAACGGUAGUACGCUUGUUUGAGCUAUAAACUAGUACAUAAGCAAAAACAAAAGCAAAAAAAAGCACCGACCUAAUGCUCGACCCUUUUCACUCGAUGCACACGCCCGUUCUUGCGACACGAAAACAGAAAAGUAAGAACACUUCGAUGGAAAAAACGCCUCAGAGUUUCAUCCGGAUUUUUGCUGUUUUCGGCAGCGGUCCCGAACUACUUCGAGUUCGCCUUCGCAUUCAUUAGAUUUCUCAUCCUUGGCGGUGCUUGUACAUCUAAGAUGAAUGCUUCCCAGGGUAGUCAGAUUGACGUUGCUAAACACUUACACUCGGGCAAAAACUUACAAUUCGACUUUGCAUUUUCUUUCUCAUCAGCUACUGUUGCACACGACCACGUGCAAAACACUCUUCUCAAGGCCUUCGCCCGCGUUUUGACUGCGAUAGAUGCGACACGAAGACAUUCGUCGUAGCGGCGGUCGUCCUGCUUUGGUUUUGUGAAAGAAGGAAAAAAGCAUCAGACUUAUAUUGUCAGUUCGUGGGUAUCCCACUUGCCUAGACGCUUGAUGCGUCCGAGCUUAGUAGGGAAGUCGUACGCUUUCUCAUCACGUGGUGCACUAAAAUUGCAUUACUUUUUUCGGAGGCAAGAUGGCAGUUUUCUAUUUGCAUUUGACCUAAACACUUUGCAACUACAGACCAAAAAGAAUAUACGAAGCAGCGCAGCUACUUCGUGUGUAGCUAGCUUUCAAUCAUUAGUAUCAUAUUUUUCGUCGAUAUGUUCCUCCGAUUCCGAUGACCAUACCUGCGUCUCCGUUAUGCAUCGCCGGCUCCGCAACGACUCCGAUGGCUGUUCCUGGAUGCAGUACGACGCGAUCGGGUGUAGUUCAAGACGAUCUUCUGGAAACGACGGCUUUCGGUGCGGCCGCUUUAUGCCCGUGGUUAAUCAUGAGACGACUAUCGAAAAGACUUAGACAACAUGCAAAAGCGCAUGACAACAACAUUUUUUUUGACAUGCGACCCAACUAUUGCGACCACGUGCUCCAAAAAGGUUGCGGAGCUGGCAGUACUAAUCACUUUGCUUUUUCUUGUUUAAAUAUAAUGUCGCAAUCGAGUCACGAGAUGCAUGGAGAACGCGAUGCACUUAGUGCCACCUGUUUCGCAUGCACGUCACCUCUUGGGUUGUCUAGUUUAGUUAUCGAUAGUUGUCUCCAUUUUUUUUUUGAUACAAUCCAAUCCGGGGCGCCCGGCUUGCACACUCGGUGGUCGCUGCUAGCGGUCCCCGAUGUCGGCGUUGAACACACACGAAGAAAACACGACGAUACGACCUCGAAAUAGCUAGGAGAUGCGCGGACGAACACAAGCAUCAUCAUCGGCAUAGCAUGGGGGAGAACACUAGCACGAAAAAGUGCGGACGGCCAUGCCGUCGCUGUCGAGUCCAUAUUGUGAUGCGGAUCGACAGAUUCUGCAUCACAAAUCCUAUCUAUUUUACUUCGAAAACGCAUUAUAAUACUUAACGACCGCGACUGCUGCAUUUGCGGAACACACUGACCACCAAAACCUUAACAGGGGCGGAAGCGACGACUUCGGAACACAAAAAGGAUGACUUUUUGUUUGAAAAUUUUCAAAAUUGUGAAAAUUUAGGUCCUUCCAAGGGAUCGAUCGACGACCAAACAGAGGCGGCCGUCGACGGAUCUUAAACUAAAGAAAUCCGGCAGAAAAUGGGACGAAAAUGAUCAUCCACCGCGCCGGUCCCAAUCAACAGCGUGAUGGAAAUCACCAAAGCGAAAGUUGGUGGCCCAUCUAAGGCCGAGAAGGAGCUCGUCCGCGCCGCCCUGGAUGAGAUGGAUGAGGCCGACCUGGCGGAUGAAGAAGGAUUCGUCUUGCUCUCGGAAUUAGGCAAACAGGCCUUCCCCGGGACCAUCGCCCGUAUAUCUUGUUUGUUUAUCUGUGAUGCUAUAUUCAUGAUUUUUUGAUGAUGAUUCAUAGUAAUAGUUUGAUACUGUGCGCGCACGUGUUGCUUCAGCUUGAGCAUACAGACUGCGAGUAAAAAGCUCGUUUGUGAUGCAUGAAAACAGAAGCAGUCUACGCUGCUUUUCUAUGUUGAUAUAGAUAAGGAGAGCAUUGAAGUGCCGCAGCAUCUUCAUCGUCAUGCUAUCGCGAUACUGUAUGCUCUAUGACGAAGCAAUAAACACGUGCGCAGAUACAUCUUCCAGCUCAUCAUCACACGCAAACGAAUCGUCAUCAUCUUCAUCGUCCAGGCUACUCCGACAUCCCCAUCGAGAUGGCCCAAGUGAUUUUGUCGACUCUGUGCCGGAAGAACGUGCUGUGGGUCGCGCGGUGCGUGUACACCACCAACCAGCUCCACUUCGUGUUGACCAAGAUGCGGAUCCCGGUCGCGUUGGUAGCUGAUUUUUGUAUUUAGUUACGGUGUAUGUGUUUUCAGCAUGCAACUCAUCUUGCGAUUAGGUCCUAGCAAAACAGAUGAUUAGAGAUUCCACAAAUGCGCAUGCUCGUCACAUCCACUUUUGCAUCUUCGUCAUAAUUAUUGCGUCAAAAAUAAUACCAGAUCAUCGCCAAGGACAGCAAGUGCAAGCUCCGCAACUUGCAGCAGACCACCCGGAACCUGACGCACGCGGGUUCGCACAGCACCUGGUCCAUCGUGGUGGAGCAUUGCCCGGAACCCUCGAAGUGCAUGUUGACGGACGUGGCGAAGAGCGUGUCGCAGGCGGAGCGCCAGGGCAUGCCGACCCCGGGCAUGUUCAACCCGUUUGGGAUGACGCCGCAGUUCUCGCAGUUUGGAGUGACCCCCUCUGGCAUGAUGGGUAUGACCCCGCACCCGCACGGCUUCGGCCCGAUGAACAUGCCCUCCAAUGGUGGCGGUUUUGGGUCCUUCCAGAUGACCCCCGGCCCGAGCGGAGCGGUAUAAUGAUUUAGCACCUGUUAUUAGAUUUUUUUGAACAUGCAUAUUUGUACGAGUGCGAAGAUCUCGUGCGAGAAAUUCUUUUGGAGCAAACAACUAUCAUCUCAUCACAGGUGAUGUUCGGGAACCCCAUGGCGAUGCAGUCGAUGAUGCCGCCGGCGAUGCCGAACCAGGCCAACGCCGGUUCGUCCACCACCAACGUCACCAACAUCGGAGUCAACGCGUCCGCCAUGCGUGAUUUCCACAAGAAGAACAUCACGACCCCCGGUGGUCCGUGCUUGCCCACGGUGUUGGAGUUCCAGGACCCCGUGGACCCCGAGAAGAAGCACUCCUUGUCCAUCCGCGACACGGACAAGAAGAAGUCCGGCAAGACCCCCGAGGAGAAGUGCAGCGACAUGGUGUCCUCUGUGUUCAAGGACGAUUUGGGCUCCUUUUUUGCCGGGAGCCUGUGGGAAGAGGACAAGCGCGUCUUGGACGAGAUCAAAGCUGAGAACGACCGCUUGGACGCGGAACUGGAGAAGCAAAAGGUCGCCGAAGAAAAAGAAAAGGCGAAGAAGGAGAAAGCCGCCGCCAAGAAGGCGAAGGACGCCUCCAAAACAGCCGCUGACAAGAAAAACAAGCGUAAGUCUGGUUCCUCGUCCGGCAAGGCCCCGGUCAUGAAAAAGAUGUCCAAGGCGAAGCCGACCCCGAAGAAGAAGAAGUGAAGAGAGCCGCCAUGUCGUGUUUGUUGAAAAAAAUCGAGAAUUCAGAUAUGUUUCAGUGGUUCUACCUGAUUGCGCGACAUGUAAACCCGCAGUGUGCCGUCGUGAGUAAUGUUGUACUGCAUGGCGUGACGCAUGAUCCCGUUUGUAUUAGAAAAAAGGACGCCUCAUAGCGUCGAGGGUGACAUUACCCACCACGGUACUACUGCUGGUUUACACGUCAUAACACCACUAGUGUAUUGUGUAUCAUUUAUAGGUAGUUCCACUUAUGAUGAAGUUUCACAAAAUAAAAAAUAUAUUAGAAAUUUGAAUUAAAAGUAAUUCCAUAUUUUGCGCUGUCUUUGUCGGUUGCCGACAGGGCAGCACGUAUACUACUUACUGCACAGAAAUGAAAGUAGAUGCUAUUGAUUAAUCGACUUCGGCCUUGUAAUAAGUCAAUACCUUCUGCAGCCUCACCGUGAAUUUAGCAGCUGGUAGGUCGCGCCAGCUGCCGCACUUCUAGGCGAUCAACUAUGUUUUCGUGAAGCGGGGAAAAUACUGCUGCAGAAAUUCGCACUGGACAAUCCGCACAAUAGCUUCACACCGAAGCCUGAGAUGAUUGACAGUUGAGAUUCUGAAUCAUGUGAUGAGAAAAAAUAAAAAAGCAAGUCUGUUGCUCGUGCCACUAAAUCUGUUGUUGAGGAGGUGUUCGCAGUUGUGUUUGCUGCUGAUUUUCGGUUGAUGAGAUGCACGGUAGUUGAGAUGUAGAAGUGGAAGAAGAGACGCGCGUUGAUCGUCGCAAAUGUCGUCUCGUUUCGUACAUGGUGCCAGGUCCCCGCGCUACCCUGAGUCUUUGUGUUUUGUAUAGACGACUACUGUAAUACGACAAUUAUGGAGUGACGCAGUUCAAUAAUAUGAAUCCACCCGCGGCUCCGCCCGUGUACCGCGCGGCAGGAGCGUUUGAGAGACGUCCGGAGGACAUACCGAUGCAGAUACCUGCUGCGCAUCUUCCCAAUAUUCCUGCCGUCCUCAAACCCGCGGCUACAUUGUACACGGAAACUCCGAUCCAGGGCGAGGAGUUUGGCAUACCAAUGCAAAAAAUCACACAUCCGCUCACGUGUAGACAUUUCGUUUUGUAUCAUGAAGAAAAAACAACAUCUAUCUCGCGUUCCGCAUGAUAGUUUGCGCGCAAAACUCCUAAAGACAUAUUCUUGCGGCUCUGCCACCUUUCCUUGGGCCGCGCGAAUGCAAGAAUUCAUGCGCGCUACCACAUACACUAACAAUCUGAGAAGCUGAUGCUGUUUGCCCAUCUACACGUGAAGGAUGUGUGAGGUUUUGCGUUUGAUAUGUGUCUGACGAAGACUACGAAUACGACAGCGAGGAGGAGCCGUGGACGGAAGAUUUACCAGCCGGCAAAAUCAAAUCCAGUCGCGCAACCCGAUGGGACAAGCCGUUUCGGUCCGAGCACAGUGGCCGCCCCGUCUACAAACUCAAGAGCAUGGGUAUGAGAGUGAAGAUGUGGAUUGCUUGCGUUUACGGCUACAAGGAUACAAAACGCAUAUAUAUAUAUAUAUAGCGCAUUUGAAUUUGUAACGCAGGACUGCAUGAGAUCAGCUGCAGAUAAGCAGUAGUCGUGCUUGGUUGUGGUCUACAUCUUCGCCAAGUCAUACAGCCACCCACGCCGGCCUCGUAUUUCGAUUGGUUGAAACGCAUCGUGCCGAAGGACUUGUCCGAAAAGUGUGGGAUCACUUGGGAACCGUCCCCCGAAGGCGAUGAGUGGGAUGUGGUAUCGUGAAUUUUGUGAUGCGCGAUUCACACGCAGAAAUGACAUUUGUGAUGCAAAAAAAUAUACUUGGACAUCAUAUCUCCACAUGCCUCCUCAGGUAAUGUGCUAUCUCUGGUGGCGGGUGACCCAGAGCGCGAAUAUGGUGCUCGCUAAAUUCGGAACCUGCGCACUUCGAGACGAAUUGUACAGCCUCAACCCGAACAACUUGUUUCUCUGCACGGAAGCCAUCCGGAAGAAGUCGGAGGAGAUGCUGGGACGGCAGGGUGCGGACGAUGCCAGAUUGCGAAGCCAGGCACUUAUGCAUAGUUUUAACAUUGACCAUGCCGUCGCGAGUAAGGUUAUACUGCAUGGGUGUACGGGAACAAAAAAAGCACAAGUAGUACCAUCGUGAGUAAUGUUUUGCUGCAUGGCAUGCUUACGAGAAAGUACAUGGGUCGCAGUGCCGUCGUGUGUAACUUUAUCCACGAGGAGAGCAUAAGCAUCAAAGCUCCAGGCUUUCGCACUGCGGAGAUACCAGGAAUUCGUCAUCAUGAGCCGCGCGUUUGCUUGUGAUGCCGAUAGGGAUAAAGAAUGCUCCUUGCUUGCCGGGAUUUGGCCGGAGUUGUCCUUCGGCAGCUUGGACUCGGCGGCUUGCCAGAUCGCGGACUCGAGUACCGUGAGGAAAAACGGGGCGUGGGGCUCUCACGUAUAGCACUUGCUGCCGUCGUGAAUAAUGUCUUGCACGAUGGUACUGAUUUAGAUGAACUUGUCAUGCAUUUUGAGUCCAUAGCCACGUCGUGCAUAAAGUUACGCUGCAUGCUACUACAAUGCAACUACUCUCCCAAUACAAACACCAGUUCACCUACAGCGAUUACGUCGACCCGAAAACAAUGGAAAACCACUUGCCGCCGAGUCACCCGAUCUCUGAGGAGUUGCAGUUGCAGCCGAACCCGUUUCAGGUUGGUGGGCUAUCCCGGCUCACCAGCCGAGUCCCCGGCACGAAGUCGCAGUACGUCGGGAUGUUGAGCCUCUCGAUGUGGAUGAACUGCUUCGGCGAAGCGGUGAUCAAGGAGCGAUUCUGCGACAAGGGAAAACCGUGGCGCGAGAUGAACUUGGACUACCUCCGGCGCACAAAGUCCGACGGUAUCCGGUCGCUCAUGGAGUUUUGCAUCAAGUCGGAUCAAGGGUCAUCCGAAUUGCGGUACAGCCAAAGCCAGAUUUUGUUUCUCCCCGGCGCCUACUUCGACGGCGAUCUGCAUCGCGGUAGUAAUGACGUCAAGGAUUGUUGUCCGGAAUUGAAAACCGCGAGGGACCUCUGGGACACCUGGGCGACCGGGCCGUGCAGGACUGCGCAGAACCAGGCGGAGUUUCUGUUCGCGAAAGAAGAACUGAAGGAAAAAGUCAACAAAGAUCCCGAAGCGUCUGCUGGUAGGAAAAAGUGGCGGAGUCAGCUGCUGAAGGAGCAGAACUGCGUCAAAAUGGAGGACGCCUUGGCGAAAAGUAUAUUCUGUGUUGUUUGGCGAUUUGUGAUGCAAAGUCUCAGUGUAACUUUUCAAUGAAAUAGCCGGCGGUUACCCUCCGGUAUAGGGGGGGGGUCAAGUGACCCCCUCCAGAUCGAUCAUACCAUGCAGGAUAGCUUCAAGUAGUGUGUUUAUAGACAGGGGGUUAUAGGGGGGGGUCUGGCCCCCCUCUGAGAGGGUGUCCAGAUGAGUCAUUUUUGCAUGACAAAUAACAAGCAACUCCAACCUGCAAACAACACAGAAUUCAACUUCUUUCACGCGUCGCAGUCCCGAUUCCAUGGCGAUUCGGAGUGGCGGAGCAUGAUCCAGAAGUGCUACUACCUCGUGCUGUGCACGCUCUCCGCGAUCAUCGAUAAGCAGAAGAUCCACGGCCGCACUAUGAAACUGAUAAUAGCCCGGCUUCGAGAAGUUUUGAUGUAGUGCAUUUCGUGCUUGAUGAGCAUAGUAUUUGCAUUACAAAUUCUACAACGAAACUCUUCGAAAUCGGGCUCAUUUUCAAAGGAUAUUUGAAUUCAUCAAAAGCGACGAAAUCGAGAAGAUUAUGGAGGAAAACGGCUCCGAGUUGCUGCAGGCGAGGGAUUUGUCGAAGGAGGAGCUGAAACUCAAGCCGAAGUGGCUGGGCUACCACACCGAGCUCUACAAAGAGCUGACGGAUUUCCACUACAAGUUGUUCAAGGUGCAGGAGCGGGUUGUUGCCGGGCACUACUUCCAUCAUCUGUUGCUCCUCCACUUGGAAAAAAGUGGCCGCUUCCGCGCCAACGUCGACUCGUCGACGCUGCUGAACUGCUACCAGCGGUACGUGGAUCCGACUGCAGUGCGGGGUCAAGUGCUGGCCACCACAGCAAUCCAGGAGGCGCGGUCGAAAAACCGCAAUAGAACCUGGCGGAAUCUGACGUCGGAUUUCUGCAAGGCCAGCAAUGUCACUACGGACCACGAAGGCCCAUCUUUCCGCUGCUUGCAGAAGUGCGUCAACGUGUGGUGGUAUCAGACGGGCGACCCGCAGUACGGCCUGUUCGAAUCGUACGCGAGCGGCAGCUUGAACCUGACCAAGGACAUGAUGGAGAAUUUGGGCGAUUACUACGUGUGCGAUUUGUCGGUCAGUGCGAAGUACAACAUCAAGGCCAUCGUGGAUCUGCCACCGGAGGAAGCCAAGCAGCUGAUCGGGGAAUGGGCCGGUCGCAUCAUCCGCUGUAUCCCGCUGACCGAAUACAUAUGAUUUUGCAAAUCUGUCAUGCUAAAUGCGUGCUAUUGCGCAGGGGAUGAGAUCAGCUGCUAGGGCAAGCCGCCUCCUGUUUGCAUAUGGAAAUCAUGCUGAAACUAUUAGCAUCACGCGACGAUAUAGAAGCCUGGCUUCGCAGUAUUUGCAUGACAAACUCGCCAGUGAAAAACUUGUGAUGCAAAACGCCGAUCAGGAAGUUCUUCUCUUUUGUCGCAAUAGCAUGCAAGUAUCAUGAUGGGAGUUUGCUUUUCAUAGCGUAUCCAGGAAAACCAGUUUCGGGAGCAAAAAUUAACCCAGGGCCAACGACAGCGGGCGGGCCGGCACUUGAUCUCCAAGCAGAUCGACAAAGUCCGGCACUCCAACGAUCAGCCCCGCAUGUAUCCGCCAAACCGGGUGAAGAAUUGCAAGGACUUGCACAUUCUGACGCCGCGCGAAUUCAGUGAAAUCCUGAAGCUGAUUGUCCGCCGCAAAAAACCCGUGCCCCUCCCGCAGGACUUGAAGAUGUUGCUGUUCUCCAACCACGAAAAGCGGGCGCGUGGAAAAGAUCGCGGUCCGGAAAUCACGAAGGCCUUCCAGGGGUUGAAGUUCAUGGCGCAGAUGGCUUGGCAGAACUACAACAAAUUGCCGCAGGAAGUGAAGACCAUUUUGGACCACGCCCUCAGUCAGGAGUUCGCUUCUACUCCGGCAAACAGGCUGGGGCUCCGGGGCGUGCAGGCGGUGUCCAUCAUGAACACGAAAACCAAGUCGAAGACGCAGAUUAAGGCGAAGGCGGUUUUGGGAGCUCGAUUCGCUGACGACCGCGCCUGGGAUCUGCAGCUUGCCAACGCCGAGAGUCUGUGGCUCGUCGGCUGCCCCAAAGAUGAAGAUGAGAAAACCGCAGAUCGCGUCCGCAUCACGGCGCACGAUAACGGGUGGGCGCAGGGAUUGUACUUGGUGCGGGUCGGUCCGAAGAUUUUCCGCAUGCCUACUUCCGACGAGGAAGUGCGGAAGUACGGCGGCAUGGUCACGGAUCUGAAGAUUUACGAGGGCACCGCGAAGCGCAAGUCCACCAAUACAUCUGCUGCCCCGUAUUUCCACCUCAGUGGCCAGCUGUGGGCGCAUCCCAACGACUGGAUGCCCAUCAUGUGCCCGUCUAUUCCGGAUGAAUUGCAGCUGGCGCUGUUGCAGCCCAUCCAGAAGUCGUUCCCCCAGAUCACGGGCGAGCACCUGCAGCUGCUGGACGAGUACAACAAGGCUUCUCUUUUCGAAAUGAUUGAAAGCGAUAUCAUACUAAAAACCUUUCGCUCUGGAUAAGUUUCUCUGUGUUUUAUCUUUUCGCCAUCAUCUAAUCUGUCAUGCGAAUGUUUUCAAUACAAAAGCAAACAUAUUUGAGUGCGUAAAUCAAUCCAGGGUGAAUGAUUUUUAGCUUUGAUAUCGGGAGUGAAAUUCGAUGAGGAAUUUGCAGCGCGGAUCAUCCUCAUCACCACCGAAGAACAAGAGGAAGAAAUGCCGACUGCCAGUUUGCUCGCUCCAAAGCCGAAGAAGAAAGCGGCCGGGAAGAAGGUUCUGUUUCAGCAGGAAGUCCUCGGUCGGCCGUUCGGCCGCAGCUCUCCCAUGAAGGACGGAAUCACCCGCCACGCCGCCAUCUACCGGCACAGUGUUGUUUCGACCAUCCACGAGCCGGAGAAGGAGUAUUGCGCCAUCGCCUCCCACCGCGUCGAUGGCGGUGAAAAAGAGGACAGAAUCAGGAUCCGGUGGAGUAACAAUUACGUGCCUACGUUUGUGAAAUAUGCGCCGUCGACGAAAGCAACCGGCGAUGUGCAGACCAAUGUAGUCACGGAGUUACUUCCUUUCGUGAUCUGCGAGUUUUCGCUGCAGCGCGACCAAUUCGAAUUGCGCCGCAUUGAUGAAGGAGCGGGUAUUCUCCUGAACUGCGCCAUCCCGAUUCUCGACUCCGCCUUCACCACGGCCGAAAACACUGAUAAGAUGCGAGCGGCUAUUGCUGCCAAAAAGGCGGAGAUCGAAAAGGAGCAGCAGGAACUGGAGGCGCAGCUCUUGGAGGAAGAGAAACCGAUGGACAUCCUCGAUGAGCUGCCGGGUGAUGAAGGGUUUCUCGAAGCCUAUGGCGCGCGGAACAAGAACCAGUCAAGCACAACCAACAAGCGACCGCAGUCCCUCCUUGAGCAAACUUCUUCCAAUGGUAACAAAGCAGCCGGUAGCUCGUCUUCUUCUUCCAAGCUACAGAAAAGGUGAUGAUUUGAACCUGACCAAAGUUGUGCUGUCAAUAUUUCGUUUAAUUAAUAUUAGAAAGUGCGCGGGGACUUGAGUCGUGAAACAAUAUUUUUAUUACACAGACUGCGGAAGUCUUACAGGUUCGAUUUUAUAAAAUCAAAAUAUAAUACUACAUCAGUUUAUUACUGUUGAUGCUUUUCCAGCAACACAGAAUCCAAAAGCUGCUUGUUGUAGCAGCAACAAGCAUUGAAAAAUAUAUACAACCAAAGAUGUUGAAUUUAGAAAAUACCCGUAGGAUUAGCUGCAGCGAGAUGACGGCUUCUCCGCUGCAUAUUUUUAGGAAACUACCUCGACUGCACACGUAUAAAUGAUAAUAUGAAAUCUUCUCAGGUCAAUUUGAAAGAGCUCUAUUUGUUUCAUGAAAGCCCAACUACCGAUAAGAAAAAAGCAGCAAAAAAUCAAAAAAAUUAAACACAGCGCUUGAGCUCCAUUUUCAAUGCAUUUUUGUGCCAACAAAUCCGAAAAUCAAAAAUGACAAAGCUGCAACGUGGAGAGCCGGCGCGUGUUGUUCGGUGUGGUUUUCUAGAAGAUGGAAAAGUCGUCGCUUGUCUCCGUGAAAAUUUAUUGUGGUUGUUGUGUCGACGAAGAAGAGGAUGAUUGUGAUUCCUGGUUUUUGUCGUGUUGAAGGAUCUGCUGCAGCCUGGUAGAAAAAGUACUUUCCAGAUCCGCGCGCACGUAGAAUUGUUCCAGUCGUCCAUUUGGUCGCGGGCGCUUCACCCCGGGCGCAUGAGGGAAGAUGUCGAGGGUCUUCUUGCCGUUGCUGUUUGUCAUGCACUAAUUCGCAUUCAUGGUUCUUAGUGGCACAAGCACUACGUAAAGCAUAAACCUAACAUCACAAACAAGAUGGCGCGGAGCUACUUCGUCUUACCUGCUGUCGCUGGCCACAAUGCCUGCUUCUUGCAGGACCUGCCGUGGCACCAAAGCGCUGCCAUGCAAUUCCCCGAAUGAGCCCGCACCAAGAUGGCGCCUGCUGUGCAGCAGCAAAUAGUCGAAGUCAUUCUCCCCGUAUGCUCGUCCGGAAGACCUGGUUAUUGAACGAGAGUCAUUUGAUGUGCUUUGGCUUAUUGGCAGGUGUCGCGCUUGCACGCCAGCGGAGAAUAUACGGAGAGAACAAACGUCGUGCCUUUUCAUCGAGCAUCGAAGGCUCAGCGUUGUCCCCUUCUCCCGGCGCGGAUACAAAGCCUUCUCCUGCACGCGAAGUUUUUGAGUAGGAUUGCCGCGCACGGAAAGAAGUCCGUCGACCUGCAUGAACUCGUCGAUGGGAGGCUCGUAGACCAGGUCGGUGUCGUGGAUUUUGGUCAGGAAAAGCUCGCGUGCAUUUUUCUCCACCAGCGUCUCCUGGCUAUAGGCCUGGAGAAUAGCCAUCGGAUUCAGAUGCCGAAUGGCCGCGUGUCCGCGCCAGAUUUGUUGCAAUUUCGGCUUCAGGUUUUCCACCGUAACGCACCCGCUGGCGAUAUCGAAUUUUUCGUAGUUUUUGACCCGGUGGACCGGCUCAAUGAAGAAGCGGGAUGUGUCACCAACUGCCAGGCCCAAUAUGAAAAACACAAUUGGCAACACUAGUGCCCAGCAUCACAAUACGCAUGACAAAUAGGCACUGUUUCUUGACAUAUGUAGGCCCAUGUAUGAGUGAUCGCGUCGCACAUGCAAACGAAAAUAAAAAAGCUAGCCACUAGUGCUGCCACUUGUGUUGGCAUAUCUACCAGGAUCGUUCCGUGCAACCGGUCCCGCUCGUUGUUGAGGAUAAAGCGCAACCGGCGAUCGAAGUCAUCGCUCCAGUUAAGAGUAGACUUCAGUUGUACUCCAUUCCAAUGGUCAUCCUGCGCGUCUUCCAAUGCUGCUGGACACAAUCGAGCGAACAUAUCUGAAGUGGUUUCGAAGAUAAGUUUAAUUUGGAAGGAAUCGGAGAUGAGAUUAACAAAUUCCCGCCGAGCCUUGCGCUCGAUCUCCAUCGGUUUCGUUCCCAUUUUUGUUCGUGCCAAAAAUCGAUCGUAAGCAGAGUUGAUUUAGAGAAGAUAUCGCGAGCAAAAAUAAUCAACACGUCACAGCUACGGGGCUAACGAACCAAUCAAAAGCACUGGGCAGAAAAUUCAAAACAAAUGCCUUCAUCAAAAUCCCAACAGUUCCCCCCGAUUUCUGUGCUGUCUUCCCUCAAUCCGAUGAACUGCUUAUUUUUGUCCACCGCCAGGCGCAUUACUCUUGAGACCGAUGCACUGCAACAGGACUGCGCACUGCUUUUUUAUCUGCUAGUAGGAGGAGGCGUUUUUCGAAGAUAGAGCAUCCAAAUCAUUUGAAAACCCAAAUAAUGGCCAUCGACGCAGUCCCGUGCGGUUUCACGCCCGUCGUUACGAGACACAUCCGGAGCGGUCGUUCCUCAUAGCUAUUUAACCACCUAGCUAAUCACGUUUUACAUAGCUAUACGCAUAGUAAAUUCAAAAGCUAGAUAGCAUUUUUUAAACUCUUUUAGGAUUUAAUCGUUGGGCGUGUUAUAAGUCGUGUGCCAGGUUGCGAACAGAUGUAAGCCCGCUCCUGUCUAUCGAGGAACUGAGUAAGAGGCAACGCCAGUCACCACCUAUACCCGUGCCUCCUCCUAGUCGUGUGCCAGGCUGCGAACAGAUGUAAGCCCGCUCCUGUCUAUCGAGGGACUGAGUAAGAGGCAACGCCAAUCGCCCCUACAUUCCGUGCCGGGAUGGAUGCAUGCAAAAAAAUGAAUACAUGAUCGCGUAACAAACAGGUUUAGGGUUUUUAUUUGUAUAGCGACGCGGUAGUAAAAAAGUUGUUUACAGAUCGUUUUUAUAAGGAAGCCAAUACAUAAACGGGUUUAGGGUUCCGGCUUGUGUUCAGGCCUGAGAGGCGACCACAGACACUGCCCUCUCCUAGUCGUGUGCCAGCUCGUGAACAGAUGCAAGCCCACGUCUGUCUAUCGAGGGUUGGGGUAAGAGGCAACGCCAAUCACCACUAUACUCCAUGUCCAUGUAAAGCACUAAAUGUCGCUGUCGCAAACCUUGCCGCAUUGUGUUUGUGUGACUGAAGAGGAAAGAAACCGCACGAGUACGCUUUGGGAGGUGGUCCCGCAGCUCACUUUUAAUUUGUAGUUGUAGUUGCGUCCGCUCCGCGACCGCCUCGUUUAAUUUGCCCGAGUUGUUGAUGAGGUAGAGCAAGAUGCGUCCAGCAUGUCCGUGACGACCAUGUAUCUGAGCAAGUAGUGGUAGGUCUUGGUGCUCGCAAACGCAGUAGGGGCUAUGGUAAAAACCGCGUAGUGGGUGUCCUUUUGUAUCCCAAAGGGGCUGGACAGACACAACGGGUCGUGCGACGGUGGCAGAUCAUUUGUGCAAAUAUGGGGCAGAGCGCUUCGACUUCGAGCCUAGCAGUUGGUGGACGCGGUGCGUGGUCUCCGGAGCGUGACCAACACGAAGAGGAAACAUAUCCACAAGAUUCCCUCCCUCCAAGUUCUUUCGCUUCGUUGGUCCGCCGCAGUUUCAGCUUUUCCCGGCUUAACAGUGACUGCGACGUCAAUCUCGAUCAUGCUGCAGCAGACGGGACAACCACGCACAUGGAUCAGCAACCGGGUCAGUCGUUUGCGCACGAUGUAGUUGCGAGUCUGGGACCACGGGCACCUCCAACAGCAAGUGACUUCGACCGUCUGAACCUCGCAAAUGUCAAUACCUGCAGUCGUGGGAGUCGCACAAGCCUUGCGGAGCUGUUCGACAAUCUGUCGCCACUGUUGGAGGAAGCGGACGGCGGCUGUGCAGCUGACGCACAAUCCCAUUCCGCAGCUGGUAUUGAUAAAAACCUAAACCAGAUGAAGACGAGCCACAGCCACUCCGAAGGAAGAGCGUCUUUGUCUGCAAAAGGUGACCACUUCGAGAAUGAAGAUUACUCCACGGACGAUAACUUGGAAGACGAAGAUGUCGACGAGGCCCUGCGCACCCCUAAAAGCUCAACAGACGCCAGCUGUGGCGGCGUCGAGCCGGGCACAAAUGUCGGGCAAGAACAACAACAACAUCAUGAUCGCCACACUUUUGAAGACCUAGGAGGCGCUAUCGCUGAAGCCAUUGGUCAAGGCCGACUGCGAAAAGUGGGAAGUGGCGUCCUGUUCCGCGAUAGCCAGUCCUCUGGUGGGCCAAGCACUUGCACCAGCAACACUCUGCAAAAGAUCCCUGAUGGUGCGACAAGAUGCCGCAGCACUGCGCGAUACGGACACGCACCACCACCAGAAGCGACAGCUUCGGCGUCGUGUUGUUCUUCAAGCCGCAAAAAUCUCGAUGCUGGUGCUGUUGAGCAUGAUACUAGUGAAUCCGUCGAAGCUCCUCGUAGUUCUCUCCGCCGUUUGGACGACAGCGCCGCCAUUGCAAAGAAGACGAGACCCGAAAACGCCGAGGAAAGCCAUAACGUUGAACGCUGCGCAGAAGUUAGACGUGCAAAUGCACCAGUAGCGGACGCGGAAUACAGCCUCGAGGACGAGGUGGCGAAAAUAAAGGGGACGAGUAACGGUUCUUUCUUCGAAGAGGAAAAUUCCGGCCGAAGGGCUAUGUACCACAUUCCAAGCGAAGUGUGGCAACAGAUUGCGGCUUUUUUGCUGGACGGCAGCUUCAAAGAUUUGUGCAAUUUGUCCCAGGCAUGCACUGGCACGUGGCACGCGAUCUACCACAACGAUCAUUGCAACUCGGAGCUGCUUUGGGGCGCGAUUCAUCGACAGCUAUUUGAGAACGAGUGCCGAGACUUUAGCUCUACCGUGUCGUACCGAGAUCAGGUUCUGGUGCACUACUGCGUCCGCCGCCUUUUGCGACACGCGUUGGCUACCGAGGACUGGCGCGCGCUACACGACGUCGAGGUACUUCUAGACUUGAAGUUAAAUCAUGAAAGGGACUCAACAUGUAUAAAACUCUCCUGAAGGGGCGCGAAAGUAAGAGAAAGAAAAGGUACAGUUGCAGUUGGACGUGGUAUCGUGAUGACCUGAUAUUCAUAUCUAUCCUCAUGGUGAUCACGAUCUGGCUCGUCUUUAUUGUUGAUUUAUACUAGCAGCAACGAUCUUGUAUUUCAAUACAUAGCGUAAAAAAAACAUUUUGAAGACAUUACAAACGCGUCUUCAAUCAUCUCUGAAAACUCCCUCAGCUCUUACUGCGCGAAAUGCACUUGCAUGAUCGCACGCGCUCCAUCAUCUUCUGCAAACGCGCGCUAGCACAGCGACCAAGCGUCCGUAGUCUGCGUUGGUUGUGGAAUGUCGCCAAUGCUCCUGCCAGUGAGGCCGAGAAGCUCGUCUGCAUCAGUACCAUGCCGCCCUCUUCUCAGCAGAACGCACCGACCCACGCGGUCCGCGGAGGUCGUGUGGAGCAGGAGUAUGCGCAACGACGAGCAGACGCGAAAAUUUGCGAGCUGCGGCAGUACCUCGGGCAGUUCGUCUCCGCGAAAUUUUUGGAGGUGCCCCAAUUCGACGGCAAGGAAGUGCCUCCGCUCGCCGCCAAGUUCCUCUACAUUGCGGAUGCGAUCCAGGAGACGAACGGCCUCCUGCCGUCCGGGACGGUGCACAGCCUGGGUGGGUUAACCCAGCAGGUGGAGCGGUCUCUGUCGGAGAAGCAGGACGACCUUACGAAGUGGCUCUGCUACAUCCUGGUGCUGAAAGCGGUUCGAAUGACAAAGGACAAGCUGUGCUGGUUUCACAAAACCGAGCCGGAGUCGCCGGAUCGUGCCAGUGAGAGCACGACAGAUGAUGCCGACGAAAGACAAACUGCUUCAUUCGAGGAUAUUAGCACCGCGGAAGUUGUAGCCGGUCCUCCGGACGCAACUAGUAGUCGGCCACACGAAGCAAAUGUUGAUAUUCAUAAAAAUUUCGAUAGGCCGGACGGGCUGGCUGUUGAUGAGGAGCAGCUGCAGGAGGGACGAAUGAUGACUCGCAGCGACAUCAACAGCACUGAGACUGACGACGCUGUUGAGGCGUCCCCGGUGAAUGAUCCACCUCCUCGCAGCUCAAGACGAGCACGAGCAGCCGUAGUAGUGCAGGAAAAUAUUGCGGCGCCGCGGACCAACCUGGUGGUGGGAGGCAACGAAGAGCCGGCGCAACCGGUAGGUCUUGGCCCGCAACAAGAACGUCGUACCCCGAUGUUGAAUCGCCACGUCGACAAUCCUGCCGAGGCACAGUGGUCGGGCCUCAUUUUGACGUGGGACCAAGAGCGCGGCGGUGCAACGCAAAUUGAGUCAAUCAAUUAUCUAUCAAAUGCAAACAUGUCUGGGUGAUCUGGAAGGAAGCACAGGCAGAUGCUUGCCAUGCAUUGUUGGCAUCUGCAACAAGUAAAACUGGAACGCAGGACAAAUUAAAACUAUGCGGCGGCAUGUUCUCUAACUUCAUUGCUAGUCUGCAUGAGCCAGGCCAUGUCCUGGCGACGAAAAUCGCGCACCUUUUGGUGACGACGCCAUAGAUAUUGACUUUUGACUCUGCCUGUUCCAAAAUCCACUUCACAAGGCGUUCACAUCCUUCCCGCAGGCCUAGACAUAAUCUUGGUAAUGCAUACUAUCCUCGGGAAGAAAAGUGCGACGAAGAGAACAAAUUCAGUACGGUUUGGGACGACGUCGGCUACCGUGUAGAAUGCAAGUGGAAUGGUUCUCGUUAUGAAGGUAAAGAAAACAUCAUAAAAUACGACAUAGAUGCACAAACAAAGUCCCCGCACUGGUCGCAAGCGCAUCCUCAACCUGCAAGCGCGCCUUUUGUAAAUAAAAUUUUAGCCAUGAUCAGCAGGAGUCAGUGAAGAAUCAGAAUGCCAUUUUUUAAUUUUUUAUUUCAACAUCAUGCUCAUGCCGUUGUUAUUAUGAGCUCUGUCAUUAUUUAGUGAUGCAGAUGCUUGUUGAAAGUUGUCACUUUCGCACUUCCAUUUGUUCAGAAACGAACAAAAACAAGGCGAACUGAAACGCUACGUGCAGGUGCUUUGUCCGACGAGCGUGCGCGCUCGAAGACCGGGUGCAUGGUUUGGAAGACGCGUUUGUUGGAUCAUUUCGAGGAGACAAAGCGCUGCCGCCCACAGGAGGAAUUCGUUGGUGUGUUUGGCGACCGUAGCAACAUCAACAAAUUCGGAGUUGCCUUUGUGAGCCGAUAG
Messenger RNA from Amoebophrya sp. A120, 30955 nucleotides. NCBI's taxonomy places the organism in Eukaryota, Dinophyceae, Syndiniales, Amoebophryaceae. The record is from the annotation of a GenBank genome assembly.